GACUUUAUGCUAAUAUGGUCUUGUGGGGGCUGGCUGUAGCCUUUCUCCUGGUCUUUACACCUCUGAGGGCUGCACAGGGAGAAGAAGAGUCUGGUCCUAAAGACCAAGGAGUACCCCAGGGAACAGAAACAUGCCAAAGGCCCCGGUGGGAUCCAAGACUCCAGCUGGCACCAGACCACAUGAAUUACAGCAAGAAUGAAAAGGUGGUGCUGAGCUGCCCAGCGGGUCUGCAACCGUCCUUCCCUGAGGUCAAAUGUGCAAGUGAAGUCCCGUCUAUCAGUAAUGGGAAACCUGUAUACAGAGAAGUUUGGAUGGGGAGGAAUGGCACAGCUGUUUGGAUCCGCCUUCGGUCUAAUGUGGAGUGCCUUGAACUUCUCCAGGUUGUCCCUGGGACCUCGGAGGUUUCUGCCACCAGCAUCAAACUGAACUGGACCUGCAGGUUCCCUGAUGCCUGCCAGCACAUGCGGGCCAUGUGCCGUCUGGCCGGGCCUCCCUCCCCUGGCUGUGAGGCCAAGGUGGUCACUGGGGAGGAGAUGCUUCAGGGCCAGAAAGGAACGUUUUCCUGCCCGCCUCUGCAGCCCUUCACUGUCUACAGUGUCACCAUCUCCUUGCCCCCCAGCACGGUCCUGUUCACAUGGCAAUUUCGGACAGAGGAAGCAGUGCCGGACCAACCAGAGAAUCUGUCCCUGGAUCGCAGCACCGGCUUGCUCAGGUGGAACACGCUGCCCUCCUGCAAAGGGGAGAUCCUUGGAUACCAGCUGAGCAUCAUGGCCAGGAGUGCGCACGAGGGCGGCUUCCUGGAGAUCGAGCGGCUGAGGGUGAACAGCUCUGUCUCCGAGUACCUGCUGCCGGACCACCGACCCGGGCACAUAUAUGUGGUGACGGUGCAAGGCCUCACGGCCGCCGGUGCCGGCGACGCGUCACGCCAGGAAUUUCCGAGCGCUGGCUUGGAGACCGCUGCCCCUCUCAACGCCAGCUCCUGCGGCGCUCCUGACGUCUCCCCGUCUCAAGGGACGGCCGUGAUUCCUCUCUGCCCCAUCGCCCAGCCCCACGCGGCGGCGAGGGAGCACCAGCUCAUCGUUGCCGUGACCCAGGAUGCCGCUAAGGUGGCAGGCGUUUGCUCAGGGGAGCUGCAGCCCUUCAACGCCAGCCUGCCGCACCAUGCCUACGUGGCCGCGGUGCUCAACCUCACGGCCCCCACCGACUUUGUGCUGGGCGACGGGACCCGCCGACACGGUUACUACAACGCUCCCCUCCAGCCGGACGGGAACUACACGGUCCUUCUCCGCCUCGUUCGCCGCCGGCAGCAGGCAGAGAAAUUCACCUGUGUUUGCUACAGCUUCUCUGUUGGGCAAGCCUCAGCCCCAUGGCCUUGGACUGUGAUCACAGUGGUUGCUGUGCUCUUGGUGUUGGCCUUCUUGUCUGCAGGGAUCUUGUGGUUUGUGCUGUCCAGGAAAAAGAAGGCCUUGAUCAGCCAAGCCAAGGAGAACAAUUGAAAAGGCCCUCCUGUGACGGUGACCAGCAUUGGAAGCCCUCAUCCGGUUCAGCCGAGCAAGAGGAAAACAGAAGGCUAAAGAACGGCU
Molecule: messenger RNA, 1583 nt
Organism: Rhea pennata
Lineage: Eukaryota; Metazoa; Chordata; Aves; Rheiformes; Rheidae
Exons: 11
Coding region: 15-1496 (493 amino acids)
Molecular function (GO): protein binding
Source: RefSeq, a predicted model, not a curated record